UUUGAUUCAAGGCUAGUCCGCUAGCCUGCAAAUACAGCCUGCAAAGAUUACUCUAUAUAGCUCUAAAUAACCAGAACGGACAACAUUGAAACUGACUUCCAAAUAACUUCGAACUUCCUAUAAGUACUGACUUCAGAGGGUGCAUGGUGUGUGUCUUGGCAACAGGUUGGCGGUGUGAGACAUGGAGUCAUGCAGCAAGGAAAACGGUGAUCCUUUGCACAGCUUUAAAAUUGGCCAUGUGAGUGAACUUUAUCUUGCAAGAAGGCAGCUCACAGAUGUUCCAGAUUUGUCCGGAUUCACCCAGCUGAGAUACAUCUGGCUUAAUAAUAACAGGAUAAAGCAUAUUCAUGGCCCUCUAUUUCACUGCUGUUUAGCAGAGCUGUACCUCCAGAACAAUGAGAUUACCUCAAUCGCAGGGGCUCUGAGGCACCUGAGCUGUCUGCGAGUGCUGCUGCUUCACAAUAACCACCUGCUUAACCUGGAGGAAACAGUGGCUGAGUUGAGGACCAUGCAGCACCUCCAAACACUCAAUUUGUUCCUGAAUCCCUUAACGCAAGAUCCCCUGUAUCGGAAAUACAUGGUCCAUCACUUACCAUUUGUUCAACUGUUAGACAGAAAAGAAGUGAGACAGGAGGAGAGGAAACGUGCCUUUAAACUCUUCUGUCCUGAGAGACAGACAAUUCUGGACACACUUGCCUUUGGCAGAAGAGCACUGAAGGAAAAGAAAAUGACUCAGGACACACAGAGAGGUCUGUGGAGCUCCAAAGCAAAGCGCAUAAAAUGGCCAUUUGAUGAGAUCGAGGACCUCUGUGAGCGCAGGGCCAUGCAGAGGUCCAUCAUGCAGUUCUCUACUCUGGACUGGAGCAGUGUGAGAAGAGCUCAUCAGCAACCCCUGGAGGAGCAGAGUUCAACUGCAGCCAAAAUCCUUACAGUCAAAUUCAGAUAA
Pangasianodon hypophthalmus (striped catfish) is the source of this 946-nucleotide messenger RNA. RefSeq names its product leucine-rich repeat-containing protein 72. Gene Ontology annotation, molecular function: protein binding. The transcript has 10 exons. Bases 182 to 946 code for a protein of 254 amino acids. The record is from RefSeq and is a predicted model, not a curated record. Lineage: Eukaryota; Metazoa; Chordata; Actinopteri; Siluriformes; Pangasiidae.